AUGAAGAUUUUCCAAUCGAAUUGUAUGCAACUUGACAUAGUUCUCAGAAUUACCAAAUCUUCCCAAACACCUACGGAUAAUAAUGAAAACAACGACAACAGCAACACUACACCAAAACCGGAAGAAGAAGACCAACAACAAUUAAACAAUGAAAACGAGAUCGAACAAGUAUCGCAGAAAACCCCAAGCGGUUCAAUAAAAUCCGGCUCAUAUUCAUUAAAAUCAACAGCAUCGGCCCAGUCGAGUACCGGCAGUCGAAGUUUGAAAAAUGGAACACCCGAAAGAAAUACAGCAACUGCGGAGGAGGUUAAAAGCCUCAAGGAUGAGCAGGAAGAAAUUGCACCGAUCUUAACUACCCCCCUAACAACAGUGGAGGCAACCCUAAGUGAAGUGGCAGACGACCGAGAAGUUGAUAGUGAAUCACCAAGUAAAUGGCGGACGGGUGAAGAAGUUCUGCAACUGGAAGAUGUGGUAGAUCAAGAUGUCGUUAUGGAAUCGGUUGUGGAAGAAGUUGAAGAGGUGGAACAUAAAAAUGAAAAUCUUCAACGUAAUGGUAGCAUGGCUAGCUUACACAGUAAAACGGAGAGUAUUAAGACGCUGAUAGGUGACACUCCUCCGGUAUUGUCGCGAGCACAGUCUGCUAAAUCUCUGGCGAUUGAAGAAGAAAUUGAAGAUAAUACCAGUUUUGUGCUUGUUGAAGAUACCGCCGAUGAAGAUGAGGUCGAUAAGAAUCUGGUGAUUGAAGAGACCACUGAAGACUCAGAGGAGGCUGUGAGUAAUGAUACUGCCAUUGUUUGUUGUUCUAAACCGAAUAGUGGUGGUAUUUCACGACCCCAAACCAGUCGUUCGAGAUCGCCGACAAUAGAAGAAAUCAAGGCAUUGUCGCGCAGAAAUUCCAUGAUCAAAUCUAUGGAAUCGUUGUAUGAACGACCUACAUCCAAACAGGAUUUCAAUGAUAAUACCACCGAAACCAGCUCGCAAUCUAGUGCUCAGCUGAAUAGUAGUUUGGGUUCCGCCAUCAUACCGGUGGUUACUGCUGCGGUAAUUAAACCCCAACACACACCCUUGAAACAGAAGUCGAAGACAACACAUUUUCUUAAGAGCCAUCGACGCAUCUCACCCGUAAAACAAUCAAUAAAGGUGGUCCAGGCGGAAUUGUAUCCCCAAACUUUGCAGAAAUUCGAAAAGCCCCGAGAGGCCAUAUUGAAAACAUUCGAUCAAUUGGAUUCCAGUAAUUGGGAAGUAAUAAUGGUGGGUCUUAAAAAUAUGGUACGUCUGAUGCGUUAUCAUCCCGAAAAUUUGGACAAUCAAAUGCAUAUGGUGUGUAUACAGCUAUCACGCACCGUUCGAAAUUUACGAUCCCAAGUGGCUCGAGCAGCUUGCCAGGCAGCCACAGAAUUGUUUACCAUAAAAUCCCGAUAUCUGGAACAGGAAUGUGAUGAUUUGGUUUGUGCCUUGCUACACCGCACAGCAGAUACAAAUCGUUUUAUACGAGCUGAUGCUACAAGAGCUCUGGAGGCAAUGUGCGAUAAUCUCGCCCCAGGAAAAAUACUCAAUAUUUUGACGUCAAAAGGAGCUCAACAUCAAAAUGCUUUGGUACGCACGACAACUGCGAAAUUAUUAAAUCGUCUCGCCGAACGUUUGGGUUGUGAUAAAAUAUAUACAAUGCCACGAGAUCAUCGAGAGAAGUUGUUUGUUACCGGAGCUAAUCUUCUCCUCGAGGGUAGUUUAGAAACACGUAGCUAUGCCAAAACAUUAUUUCGAAAACUAUCUCAACAUGGAAAUUAUCAAAGAAUUCUGCUGGAAAUAAUACCACCACGGACAUAUCGUAAUAUUGAGAAGACCUUGAAGAGUAUACGUUAG
Messenger RNA from Musca vetustissima, 1863 nucleotides. RefSeq names its product general transcriptional corepressor trfA-like. Gene Ontology annotation, biological process: mitotic spindle assembly. The record is from RefSeq and is a predicted model, not a curated record. Gene Ontology annotation, cellular component: cytoplasmic microtubule; microtubule organizing center; mitotic spindle. The transcript has 2 exons. Lineage: Eukaryota; Metazoa; Arthropoda; Insecta; Diptera; Muscidae. The coding region runs from base 1 to 1863 and encodes 620 amino acids. Gene Ontology annotation, molecular function: microtubule binding.